AUGGGGGUCCCUUUCGAGGCCUUGAUCCCUUAUGUGAUCAUGACCGGAUUGUUUGGAGUCACAGGUGCCGGCCUUGCAUCCCUUCGAUACUACACAAACGACUACAAGCGACCAAGAAGACAAACAGAUGUUUGGGAUAGACAAAUGAUGGACAGAGACUAUCGGUUGACGGGAAGCAUGAGAGGACAGUCAGAUGCUGUGGCAGCCCCCAUUGGGUUUGAAGUGAACAGCAGAUGGAAGGCUGAACCACGGAUCAGUUAA
Capronia coronata CBS 617.96 is the source of this 261-nucleotide messenger RNA. RefSeq lists its product as uncharacterized. The record is from RefSeq and is a predicted model, not a curated record. Bases 1 to 261 code for a protein of 86 amino acids. The transcript has 5 exons. Lineage: Eukaryota; Fungi; Ascomycota; Eurotiomycetes; Chaetothyriales; Herpotrichiellaceae.